Messenger RNA from Pseudo-nitzschia multistriata, 1865 nucleotides. The record is from the annotation of a GenBank genome assembly. Lineage: Eukaryota; Bacillariophyta; Bacillariophyceae; Bacillariales; Bacillariaceae.
CCGACGAAAAGUUUUUAUCUGAUGGAUGCCAAAUUUUGAUUCAUAUUUUAUCGUAAUAUUUUACGGUAGUACGUUAGGUGGUACAUAUAGAUGACGUUGUAGUAAUAUUGAACAUCUCGCGUCUUCCUCCCUGCAUCCGUCUAACGCUUCACAAUUCGAAAGAAUGUCAAUUCAGCUUCUAUCCCAUACCAUGUCUCUCUCUAGCCGCCGUGCCUUCGUUUUCGCCACUACCAGUUGCUAUCGCUUUUCGCUAUCCCGCGCUCUCCAACKCUGCGAUGCAAAUGUUGGAACAACUCGCUUUCUAUCGUCGAAUUCUGAUCCGUUCCGAUUUCAAAAGAUUGGGAUCGAGCUUGAGCCACUCAAAUAUCCCUUGUAUUCGGAGAAUCCACCGCAGUUACGGAACGCUGUUCGCGAAAGAAGCCUUGCGGAUUCCCCUAUAGAUAUCCAAAACGACUUCGAAACCAACAAAAAUGAAACUGAACGUGAGAUUUCGUUUCUUAUAGAAGAACUUGCCCGGGACCGAAACGAAUGGAGACGUGUCUUCCCCGAGAAUAAACCWUUCUGGAAGGGCCAGUUCAAGAAGGUUGUAGACCUACAGCUCCUUCGCAGGGAUGAGCGGUUGAAUCGAAAAAAGGUCAGAAGAAUUAAGGCCAUGAUGCCCGAUAUAUGGAAAAGAUGGAAAAAWUUUAAUCUGACGACGAUCGCUGAGGCGGUCAAUUCGGAAUAUCCCGCCUUGCACCAGGGAAAYCUACUCGACGARUUCUUUGCCAGCGGCAGCUUGCGCCCGUACCCAAACGAACCCAACUUUCGUAGCUUGAACGACUUUGUCGGUCUGCAGGCACGGCUGGCAUGCAUCAAUACCUGGGCCUUCCAUGCGGUUGCCCCCGUCAAUUUUGGCCUYAAAUGGAUCUAUGGCAUGCCACGGCCCGAGGAAGUAGCUUUUGCGAUUACCGAGGAUAAGCUAACUACUGAUGAUGGAAUCCCACGAGAYGUCGUGGAAAUGGUCAAGGAAAUGAACCUCGGGUCUGCCCCAGAGUUUACUGCCUACGAGAAAGGAUGCCCCUUCCAUCCCUCCUGGCCUGCCAUGCACUCAGCCGGAUCCACUCUCAGCACAUGGUUGCCGGCGGUGGUUGAUCUCAAACCGGAACAAUACGAACAGGCGCUCAGAACCGACUAUGCGGUAUCGUAUGGGCGCUCUGUGGCUGGCGUUCACUACAACCAGGACAAUCUUGCGGGCCUGAACAUUGGCAUGAAAAUCAUGCAGUUGAAGCUGCCACAGUAUUUGGCCAAGGAAUUUGGCUACAACGAGAACACCAUUCGUGAGAGACUCGAUGCACUCGCGUUUGACUGGAACGACUAUAACCCGAGGCAGUGCAAAAUUGGUGAUUUGACGGCAGGGGAGCACCUGGCAAAGAUUGCUCGAACAGGAGAAUUGUCAUUCGAUCCAGAKGUGCGUGCGGGCCGUGCGAGCUGGUAAAGACACGCCGAUGAAGGUGAGGGCAGGAUUUAUGAGUUUAUUUGGUUUAUAUGCAUGUGUGUUAUGAAUGAAAACAUGGGGAUCCGCAAUAGCAGGGGCAACAGAAGACAUUGAAGAGAUCAUUUAUGUCCCAGCUCAGAAGCUCCCAGUGUAGAAGACGAGGUAGGAGGAGAUCUUCYAUCUCAGCAAAGAUCAAAAACCGACAACGACAAACAGAGUUCUGGUGUUUCUCUCGCGGUCGUGUUAAUGACUUACAGACAGGAGAUGCAAACCUAUGGGAAUCCAUGAUGCUCCGAUUCGGCUCCCCGUGCUGCCCGAACGCCCGAAUCUUCCAGAAUCGAUUUUUUCAGUGGCUUCCUCGAAGCCAAUUGACGCAAACACAUUCUUG